GUAAAUGUGGCAUCCGGGUGCUUGGUGUGUUUGUGAUCGUGAAUAAUUGUGGGACGUAACAAUACUUUUGUGUAUGUGUAACCCAUUGAUUCGUUAUUUUCAGAUGAAAGUGAUCACUUUCGUGUAUGUAUGCUGGUACCACCAUUGGCUAGUCCUUGAAUACUCAAUUCCCUAUACUAUCAAUCAAUUCAUUCAUCUCACUUGACCAUGGUGCGUCCGCUCAGAUGGACUCUGACGUGACUCUGAGCCAUAGUCACCACCAGCAGCAGUCCACUUCAUCGCCUUCUUCAGCACCAACGUCUCCGACCUCUUCGAGGAAGGCGCCCAACGGUACUGCCGGUACCCGCACGCCCUCCGGGCCAUCGACCUCGGACGACAGUGACAUUGAGGACGACCUAAUUUUCGCUAUUCAACAUAAAGCGGACGUAGACGAGGAGGUCGUUUCCGGCGGGUUCCUGCAGCGGUAUUUCAGCAAUCAUAGUAACAGCUUACCGUCAAGGUAGGGCGCAG
Messenger RNA from Acanthoscelides obtectus, 510 nucleotides. The record is from the annotation of a GenBank genome assembly. NCBI's taxonomy places the organism in Eukaryota, Metazoa, Arthropoda, Insecta, Coleoptera, Chrysomelidae.